CACCGCCAACCAGAACAAAACACAAAAGAAAAUGCAUAUUCAGAGCAAAAGGUACAACAGAACAAAGCACCUUCUCUUCUCUCAUAGGUCUUUUUACUCUUUCAAAUUAUUAAAGCCCAUACCCUUUUUCUACCGAAAUUGCAACAGAAUGAAGCGCCAUUACUUGCAAACAUCUUCUCUCUCAUGCUCGUAAAGGCUCUACUUUAAAUGCAAAAGCAUUUUGCCUUUUCUGCUAUCAAAAUUAAGAAGUUGGAAGAUGAUUGUUGUUGUGUCCAUAUUUAGCGAGUAAUUUAGUUGGCCAAAUCUCGGGUCAUUUUGAACUUCUACAAAGAGGCUCCACAAGUAUUGCUGAGAUCAAUAAAGUUGUAGUGCUAUUAUUGACUUUUCUUUAUACAUACUGAAAGAUGUGGUCUAUACAUCUCCUCCUGAACAAACUUUUGAAACCGGAUGAAGAAAAUUUUGAAGGUUCAGCUGGAAAUCACUUUAACUUUGUUGAGACCUACUCUAUUGAAGAAUCAUCAAACAAUGGCAAGCAUGAAACUUCUGUCUUGUCCCACUUCAUUGAAGUCCCUCAUAUAAACCAACAGCACACAUGGGAUUGUGGUCUUGCUUGCGUUCUAAUGAUUUUGAGAGCUCUUGGCAUCUAUGACUGUAACAUUCAAGAACUGGAAGAGCUUUGCUGUACCACUAGUAUUUGGACUGUUGAUUUAGCAUAUUUGCUGCAGAAGUUUUCUGUAAGAUUUACAUACUGCACAGUUACAUUAGGAGCAAAUCCAGAUUUUUCUGUCGAGAGAUUUUACAAGGACCAAUUGCCUAAUGAUCUAGUACGAGUAAAUAUGCUGUUCCAGGAAGCGCGGGAAGCUGGAAUCGACAUAGAGUGCAGAUCAGUUAGUGCCAAAGAAAUUUCUGACUUUAUCUUGUCUGGAAAAUAUGUUGCUAUUGCUUUAGUCGAUCAGUAUAAAUUAAGUCAUUCGCAGCUAGAGGAUGCUUGUGUUUCAGACUUCUAUAGUGGCAGCCCAGGCUACACCGUGGCCCCUGCAGGUCACUAUGUUGUUAUUUGUGGCUAUGAUGCUGUUACCAACGAGUUUGAGAUUCGAGAUCCAGCCAGCUCAAGGAAACAUGAGAGGGUUACAUCACGGUGUUUAGAACAGGCCCAUAAAUCUUUUGGUACCGAUGAAGAUCUUUUGCUGAUUUCUCUUGAGAGGGGAGGUAGUGAAAGCAACCCUUCAGGGUUCUUUUCCUUGUGAAAAUGUUAUUGCUUGAGGGAGGAGUCAAUCAAGACAACCUAUAAAAGAUUGUUUCCUCGUGACAUUGCUUGUUCAUUCCUAUGCGCAUAUCACGCCGUCUCUUCUUUACCUGUACAUGACUGACUGUACAUAGUCUCUGUGAUGUAAUGCUUCUCCACCCUUUGUUGUAUUCAUCAGCUAUAAUUGUACUUUAUUACUGUAAUUAGAUACUUGUAUUUCAUCAUCCAUCUCACAGUGCUAGUAUCAA
Messenger RNA from Sesamum indicum (sesame), 1494 nucleotides. Its product is annotated as guanylyl cyclase 1. Lineage: Eukaryota; Viridiplantae; Streptophyta; Magnoliopsida; Lamiales; Pedaliaceae. The record is from RefSeq and is a predicted model, not a curated record.